AUGGAUUUCUCCGAGCAAGACGUAGACGUCUUUGGGGAGGAUUUCGAGCAGGAGGUGGAGGAGGAGGAAGAGGAGCGAGGACGCGGGGAGGCGGAUGAGGAGGAGGAGGACGGCAGCCGCGAUUCCUCUGCCUCCUCUUCGGCCUCAUCCUCCUCCAGCAGCGGCAGUGGCAGCGGGAGGAGCCGGGGCAGCAGCAGUAGGAGCAGCAGCGAUGGGGAGGAGGACGACACGGUCGCGACCACGAUCGGGGGCGGGGCGGUGGAAGAAGAGGAGAGGGAUCUCUUUGGUUCCGACAACGAGGAGUACAUGCGAACGCCGGCUCGUAGCCCGUUUCCAGUUCCCGUGUUACCACCUCUUCAAAGUACUAACAACCAUGGUAGAGGUAAUUUUGGACGUGGUAGAUGGCAGUCUGGAUACCCCAAUGAUAGAGGUCCACCUCUGCUUCCACGACCAGGAUAUAUGCAAAGGCAAAACUUUGGCUAUGGUAGGUUUUCACAUGCAAAUGGGCGUAAUGAUGAACGCUUUGUCUCUGAAAUGAAGCUCACAAAGAGUGAAGAGACUUUGUCGAGGAAAGCCAUUGCAAUUCAAGAGCCUUGUGAGAUUGGCUGCUAUAGCCGGGUUGAAGGUGGAGAUGUCUAUUUUGAUGACCGCAGCUUGAGACUUUUCAAACGCUCUAUUUGUCAGGAUGUUGGAGCACAUCUGAAUCAAGGGUUUGAAUCAUUUGUUGAAAAAAGAGACUUGGGCUCUGAAGGUUUUGGUGAUCUUCUUGCUUGCAUAAGAAACAAAAAUAUACCUCUUCAAAAUAUACAUUUUGUGACUUUCCGUAACAAUCUCAACAAGAUACUGACUACGGCUUAUAUAAGAAAUGAGCCAUGGAAAAUGGGUGUGCACAAAAGAAAUGGUGUUGUUUAUCUUGAUGUGCAUAAGCUUCCUGAAAGACCACAAAGUGAAGUAGACCGUCGAAGAUGUUAUUGGGGCUAUGCUUUUGAGAACCUUGCAACUGAGAACUCCAGAGAAAUUGAUGCAGAUGGCAAAGGCAUUGAUGCAAAUGUAGAAUUCUGUUCUGUAAUUAAAACCAAAUUAGGUGCACAUCGUAUUAUUAUGGGUGCGGAGAUGGACUGCUGUGAUUCAACUGAUGAUGGAAGGAGAUUCUAUGUGGAGUUAAAAACAAGCCGGGAGUUGGAUUAUCGUACAGAAGAAAGAUACGAACGGGAGAAGCUACUGAAAUUCUGGAUCCAAUCAUUUCUUGCUGGGGUUCCAUAUAUUGUAAUUGGAUUCAGGAAUGAUGCUGGGAUACUUGUCCGGACUGAGAGGUUAAGAACCAAAGAUAUAACACAGAGAGUGAAAAUGAAGAACUAUUGGCAGGGUGGGGUAUGCCUGGCAUUUGCCGAUGAGGUUCUAUGUUGGCUCUACGGAACUGUUAAAGAGAAUGAAGAUUAUGUCCUACAGUUUGUCCCACAUUUCCAUCGCUUGGAACUACUCCGAGCCCAGUCUUGCCCAGAUGUCAUCACUCAGCAUGUGGAGCAACUGUGUGGAGAUAAAAAAUAGCUGGUGGAGAGUGAGCCGCGAUAAAGAAAAUUUGUGUUAUGGUAUAAAAAUGAUGGAUAUAUUUCUAAACUGUUAGGAAGACAAAUGAGACUUAUCUCUCAUUGAGAGUCUAAGCAUCUUAUUUUUGGUUGCACUUUGGUUUCUAUCUUAAUUAUAUUAUAAGCCUUCUGCAAUGAAGAAGAUAGUAAGGGUUGACACAUUGCUAAAGGUCUAUAACUGACAUAAGCCAUCAAUCUAAUGAUACCUAUCCUUGUUAUA
Phoenix dactylifera (date palm) is the source of this 1806-nucleotide messenger RNA. Lineage: Eukaryota; Viridiplantae; Streptophyta; Magnoliopsida; Arecales; Arecaceae. The record is from RefSeq and is a predicted model, not a curated record.